GCGAGACCGCCUGGUGCAUGUUGGGAGAGAUGCACAUGGAAGGGUCCAUGAUGGCGGCGCAGGAGUUGGAGAAAGCUCUGGCUCUCCGAACUACAGACAACCACGCCGCUAUGGAUAUUCUACAGAGCAUAGUAAAAAGAGAUAUCGUGGAUGGUGACGAGGAGGCGACCAGAGUGAAGGAGCAGGGGAUUCUGGAGUUGGGCGGUCUGCUGGCCAAGACGGGGCAGGCUGAGGAGCUGGGAGGUCUGGUAAAGUACAUCCGACCCUUCCUGUCCUCCAUCAGUAAGGCCAAGGCUGCCAAACUGGUCAGGACUCUGGUGGACCUGUUCCUGGACAUGGAGGCAGGCACUGGUACAGAGGUGCAGUUGUGUAUAGAAUGCAUAGAGUGGGCGAAGCAGGAGAAACGCACAUUUCUCAGGCAGGCGUUGGAGGCCAGGUUAAUUGCCCUGUACUUUGACACUAAGAAAUAUGAGGAGGCUCUCGCACUGGGUUCCCAGUUGUUACGUGAGCUGAAGAAGAUGGAUGAUAAGGCCCUGCUGGUGGAGGUACAGCUGCUGGAGAGUAAGACUUACCACGCCCUGCAGAACAUUCCCAAGGCCCGCGCUGCCCUCACCUCCGCCAGAACUACUGCCAACGCCAUCUACUGUCCUCCUAAACUACAGGCACAGCUCGACCUGCAGUCUGGGAUACUUCAUGCAGAAGAGAAGGACUUCAAGACUGCCUACUCCUACUUCUACGAGGCGUUUGAAGGGUUUGACUCAGUAGACAGCCCCAAGGCUGUGUCAGGGCUGAAGUACAUGUUACUGUGCAAGAUCAUGCUGAACAGCCCAGAUGAUGUCCAGUCUAUCAUCAGUGGAAAGUUGGCCCUGAGGUAUGCUGGGCCCAACAUCCAGUGUAUGAAGACUCUAGCAACAGCCUACCACAAUAGGUCCAUAUCAGAGUUCAAGAAGACCCUUGUGGAGUAUUCAGAAGAGCUGAAGGAUGACCCCAUCAUCCAGUCUCACCUUGAUGAUCUGUACAACAACCUGCUGGAACAGAACCUGUGCCGGAUUAUUGAACCUUUCUCCAGAGUACAGAUUGAACAUGUAGCAAACAUCAUCAAACUGCCUCUACAUGUGGUGGAGAAGAAAUUGUCUCAGAUGAUUCUGGACAAGAAGUUUCAUGGUAUCCUAGACCAAGGAGAAGGUGUGCUGAUUGUAUUUGAUGAACCUCCGGUGGAUAAGACUUACGAGGCAGCUUUAGACACUGUUCAGAGUAUGGGGAAAGUCGUCGACUCACUGUACAAAAAAGCAAAACGGUUGACAUAAAGUUAAAACUGUCUACUAUUGAAGCUUAGUUGCUUUAGAGGGACAUUGUCACUUAUAUGUGGGUUCUAGUAGGCCCUAUAUUUGUCAUAGACAUUACAUAUUACCCUAUACAUGUACAUGUGCUUUCUAUGCUUUCAGUAUCUUUCACAUCGUUUUAUUACCAUAUUGAAAACAUCAGAAUGAAAAUUAAACGAUAUUCAGAAUUUAAAAAGCAGACUUUGUUUUGAGUGCCUACAAAUGUAAGUAUAUUCACUGUACACGUAACACUUCAGGUGUAGAGAGCACCCUUCUGUCACCCUUUAUGUAGAUAUCUGUAUUCUCCCUGUGUAUACAGUCAUGUAAGAAACACUGGUCAGACAUACUUUCAUUGAAAGCCUGCACAAGCCCCUCAAAUGUUAUUCACUAACUGAAAAUAUGCAGACUAGCUUACCCUAUGGACAAGGACAGCUUGUGUCACAACUUUGAGAAGAUAUAAAGUUUUGUUACAUUUUGGACAGCCAACACCAAAUCAUGUCUGUUGUGUGCUUCUGCCCCAAAGGAAGUGAUAUAAGCUCCUACAUGUAUUUAGUUGCCCAGAGACUCCAAAAAGUUGUACAUGUGGCGUGUUACCACAGAAACAUACAGCAGGACAUGUUGCUAUUACAUAGUGAUGGUGCUAUGACAUAGUGACAGCAUCUGCCCUCACCAGAAAUUAAUGUAUUGUUUAAGAAGUGUUAAUAAACAGUUCACUCUGUGUACUUGAUGAUACAUGUACAUGUAUGCACAUCUCUUUACAGUCGUCAAGUAAAAAAAUGUGUUUAA
This is a messenger RNA of Branchiostoma belcheri (Belcher's lancelet), 2108 nucleotides long. RefSeq names its product 26S proteasome non-ATPase regulatory subunit 11A-like. The record is from RefSeq and is a predicted model, not a curated record. Gene Ontology annotation, biological process: ubiquitin-dependent protein catabolic process. The coding region runs from base 18 to 1307 and encodes 429 amino acids. The transcript has 11 exons. Gene Ontology annotation, molecular function: protein binding; structural molecule activity. Gene Ontology annotation, cellular component: proteasome regulatory particle, lid subcomplex. Lineage: Eukaryota; Metazoa; Chordata; Leptocardii; Amphioxiformes; Branchiostomatidae.